UCUCUCUCUCUCUCAAGGAUUUUAUCGAACACCUUGUCUGCGUCUCACCACCGCCGUUAUCUCGCCGGAACAGUAAUCCUCCGGCCACGAAGACGUCAAUCAAGACUCUUAGGAAGCCAAUAGAUUCUAUUUAUUAUCUUGGUGACAGAAUCGGGAACGUAAUAUGUGGCGGCGGAGACGGAGGUUGGUUAAGUAAUUGAUUCUUGAAGAAAGUAACGGUAAUAAGAUAGAUGGGGAAGGUAGGACUAGGUUUGGCAGUGGGGUGUGCGGUUGCGAGCUGUGCGAUCGCGGCGGUGAUGGUGGGGAGGAGAGUAAGGAGUAGGAGGCGGUGGUGGGGGGUAGUUAGGGUGUUUGAUGAGUUUGAAGAGGCGGCGUCGACACCGGUCGGAAGGUUAAGACAAGUGGUUGAUGCUAUGGCUGUCGAGAUGCACGCUGGUUUAGCCUCUGAAGGUGGUAGUAAGCUUAAGAUGUUACUCACCUUUGUCGACAACCUCCCUGACGGGAGCGAGAACGGAAUAUAUUAUGCCCUACAUGUCGGAGGCACCAAUUUUAGGCUUCUUAGGAUUCAGCUUGGUGGCCAGAGGGCUAUCCUUGAGUAUGACGUUGAGCGGGAACUAAUUCCACAACAUUUGAUGACCAGCACAAGCGAGGAACUAUUUGAUUUCAUUGCUUUGUCCUUGAAGGAAUUUGUUGAAAGGAAGGGAAACAAUUUGCAGAUUCCACAAGUUAGAGGGACGAAUCUUGGAUUGACAUUCUCAUUUCCUGUCAAACAGAUGUCUGUCUCAUCAGGCACUUUGAUCAAAUGGACUAAAGGGUUUGCCAUUGAAGACAUGAUUGGAAAAGACAUUGUUGAAUGUCUGCAAAGGGCGUUGUCUAGAAGAGGUCUAGAUAUGACUGUUACUGCACUUGUGAAUGAUAGUGUGGGCACGUUGGCCCUUGGCCAUUUUUAUGAUAAAGACACAGUUGCUGCAGUGGUGAUUGGAACUGGUACCAAUGCCUGCUAUUUGGAGCGGGCUGAUGCAGUUAUCAAAUGUCAAGGCCUUCUCACGACUUCAGGAGGCAUGGUGAUCAACAUGGAAUGGGGUAAUUUUUGGUCCUCACACUUGCCUAGAACAUCAUAUGACAUUGAUUUGGAUGCUGAGAGCCAGAACCCCAAUGAUCAGGGUUUUGAGAAAAUGAUAUCAGGAAUGUAUCUAGGUGACAUUGUAAGAAGAGUAAUCCUCAGGAUGUCAUUAGAAUCUGAUGUCUUUGGACCAGUUUCUUCCAAGCUGUUGGCACGGUUCGUCUUGAGUACACCAUCAAUGGCGGCCAUGCAUGAAGAUUACUCGCCCAACUUGAGUGAAGUUGACAAGAUCUUAGAAGAAACCUUGGAUAUACACGAUGUUCCGCUAAAAGUUAGAAAACUGGUUGUCAAAAUAUGUGAUGUGGUGACAAGAAGGGCUGCCCGGUUGGCAGCUGCCGGCAUUGUGGGCAUUUUGAAGAAGAUCGGUCGAGAUGGCACAGGGGGAAUUACAAGCGGAAGAAUCAAAAGCGGAAAAAGUGGUAAAAUGAGAAGAACAGUGGUGGCAAUGGACGGUGGAUUGUACAUGAGCUACACGAUGUUUAGAGAAUACUUAAAUGAAGCAGUUGCAGAGAUAUUAGGGGAAGAAAUUGCCCCAUAUGUGAUUCUGAAGGUGAUGGAAGAUGGAUCAGGCAUUGGAGCAGCUAUGCUGGCUGCAUCAAAUUCAGCCCAAAGUGUGGAUACAGUACAGAUUCGCUAUUGUGGUAUGGAAAAAUAACCGGAUUUGGUCCCUCCCUCUAACGACGGAAAUCAGAUUCGAGGGAAAAGGGGAUGAGUAGGUAAAGAUGAAGGUGAUGGUUACCACGAGGUGCUCACGAACAAAGAGGGGAUGGUGACCGGUGCUCCGAUUGACAAAGAAGGAAGGUCGUUAACAAGGAGAACAGUCUGGUCGUCGCUGGGUGGCGGGGGAGAUCUUGUUGACGAGCAUCAUCAGUUCAUCACCGUGCUUUGGCCGGCGAGUUGUGGCCGGGAGUUUUAACCCGCGAAGAUGUUGGUUCCUGGCUCAAGUCAAGGAUUCAUAUAUACAUAUAUUUACAAUUUUGUCCCUGGAAUUUUAAGUAAAUAAA
Cynara cardunculus var. scolymus (artichoke) is the source of this 2127-nucleotide messenger RNA. RefSeq names its product hexokinase-3-like. Bases 231 to 1778 code for a protein of 515 amino acids. Lineage: Eukaryota; Viridiplantae; Streptophyta; Magnoliopsida; Asterales; Asteraceae. Gene Ontology annotation, molecular function: fructokinase activity; ATP binding; mannokinase activity. The record is from RefSeq and is a predicted model, not a curated record. The transcript has 10 exons. Gene Ontology annotation, biological process: glucose 6-phosphate metabolic process; glycolytic process; intracellular glucose homeostasis. Gene Ontology annotation, cellular component: mitochondrion; cytosol.